UUUCAGCAAAAUAAUAAUUAUUCAUCAGUCGAAGAAACGAAAAUGGCGACAAUAACCAGACUGCAUCUCCUUUUCAUUCUCUCUCUCUUCCUUCUAUCCAUAGUUCCCAAUCAGGCGAAAAAAUCAAAGGAAAACUUAAAAGAAGUGACUCACAAAGUCUUCUUUGAUGUCGAGAUUGAUGGAAAACCUGCUGGUCGCAUUACGAUGGGUCUAUUUGGAAAAACCGUUCCUAAGACAGCUGAAAAUUUUAGAGCUCUGUGCUUUAGAGCUCUGUGCACAGGGGAGCAUGGAAUCGGAGGGCAAGGAAAACCUCUGCAUUACAAGGGUAGCAAAUUCCACAGGAUUAUACCGAGCUUCAUGAUCCAAGGGGGUGACUUUACUCUAGGUGAUGGAAGAGGCGGAGAAUCUGUUUACGGGGAGAAAUUUGCCGAUGAAAAUUUCAAGAUCAAGCACACAGGACCUGGGCUUCUGUCGAUGGCAAAUUCUGGUCCCGACACAAACGGUUCCCAAUUCUUCAUCACAACUGUGACAACCAGCUGGUUGGAUGGGCGUCAUGUCGUAUUCGGGAAGGUAUUGUCUGGAAUGGAUGUGGUGUAUAAGAUGGAAGCCGAAGGGACACAGAACGGAACACCGAAAUCCAAAGUUGUCAUUUCUGACAGUGGCGAACUCCCCUUGUAAUCCGCCUCAGCGCAUUAUUACAUGUUCUUCAGUAAUCUCUCUUUUUUUCUUGAUUACCAUAACUAGGAUGAGAUUUUUAAUUAUAAACUGACAUUACGUCGCCAAAUUCAACAGUCGAGAAUCGUGUCGCAAAUUUGACAUUGACGUGUUUUUUUUUUUAAAUAUAAGAACUCAUUUGGUUUGAUUGGUAUGAAGGAAUAGUGUAGUAAUGGGAUGGCAAGAUACAUGAUAGAUAUGAGUUAAGCUAGAGCUAUUUUUCGUAUACGAUGUGUAUCUUCAUCUCCAGAAUUAUAUUCAGAAAUGAUUAUCCUCACAA
Messenger RNA from Erythranthe guttata (spotted monkey flower), 994 nucleotides. RefSeq names its product rotamase CYP 7 (gene ROC7). Gene Ontology annotation, molecular function: cyclosporin A binding; peptidyl-prolyl cis-trans isomerase activity. Lineage: Eukaryota; Viridiplantae; Streptophyta; Magnoliopsida; Lamiales; Phrymaceae. Gene Ontology annotation, cellular component: intracellular membrane-bounded organelle; cytoplasm. Gene Ontology annotation, biological process: protein peptidyl-prolyl isomerization; protein folding. The record is from RefSeq and is a predicted model, not a curated record.